UUUCCCUUUUUAAGCGAAGCGUUUGUUUCAUUUAUUACUAUUUACUGCCGACAAAAAAUUGUAUGCGGUUGAACUGAGCAGCGCAUAAUUUACAAGAUAUACAGAGAAGCUAUGGUAGAUCUCGAAGUCGUUGCAGCGCCAGCAGAGCCUUCAACUUUGGACACUGGCACUCGUCUUUGCCGCCUUUGUUUGCGUCAUGAUAAAUCUGUUGUAAAUAUAUUUGAGGAGGAAUCUACGCAGGUAGCUGUGAUUGAUGCGCCUGAAAAUGAUGUGGCGGAGAAUAAAAUUUCGAUGGUAGACCGUUUGUUUGAAUUGUUAGGCGUAAAGUUUCGACAAUCAUCAGCGCUGCCGAGCAGCAUAUGCCAGCGUUGUUUUGCAACAAUAGAGGCAUUUGCUGAUUUUAGGGAAAAUGUGCAGAGAUGCGAGACUGAGUUGCAGCGUUGGUUAGAGCAAAGCAGCAUAACUAGAACUAGUGCAGAUCAACGACCAGGCCUUAAUGGUAAUCCUGGCAAUUUUGAGCCUGAAGAUGACUGCAUUAUUACUGAAAUUGACCCCAAUCAAGAUUACGAAAGCUCGGAAGAUGAAUUUUCUAUGGAGUCGGAUUCCGAGGCUGAGGAGCAAAUCUCGUCAAUACCGACGGUACCUAAUUCAGUUUCGAAUUCAGCACAUCAACCGGAGAAUGAAAGGGACAAUUCGCUAGCAAUGUCAACAUUACCCACACCCAUGGAUGUUUUGAAUAACAUAGAAAACUCACAGCCAUCGCACAACACCUCUUCUUCAUUUGCUGUACCCGCCGGCAACGAUUCAUUUAUUGGUGGUGAAGUAAUAAUUAAAAAUACAUAUCUUUGCCAGUAUUGUGAUAUGGCGUUUACUACGCAAGCGGAUUGUCAAGAACACGAGUCACAACAUGACAGUGCAGCACCCUAUGUUUGUAGUUUCUGUUCACAACGCACAUCAAGCCGUCAAAACUUAAUAUAUCAUAUCAAGGAAUUGCACGAUCCUGAGAGACCAUACGUAUGUGCGUUCUGCAAGAAAGGAUUCUGUCGUCGUUCAGAUUUAAAGAAGCAUACAAUUGUGCAUACUGGGGUUCGACCGUUUUCAUGUCCAGUUUGUGCUAAGAGUUUCUCACGUAAUACCAAUUUGACAAAACAUAUACGCAUACACAGUAGUGUUAAGCCACAUGUGUGCACUCGUUGUCCACGUUCUUUCUCCAGUGCCCAGGAGCUAAUGCGUCACAUACGUUCACACUCAAAUUCCAAGACAUUUCAGUGUAGUCGUUGUCCAAGCACUUUCACUCGCAAAGAUAAACUUCAUAUACAUGAACAAACACAACAUCGGCAGGAUGCGGAACUUCCGCUCAAUCAAAGCAAUGGCAGUAGCUUUAAAGCUGUUGAUGGUAGUGCUGCGGGACAAACGGAAAACAUGGUUGUUGCAGUGAAUCCAUAUGGUGACUCGGAGAUGGCACAAUCUUCACCAUCGCAGGACCAACAUCGCCAGCAUAGUAUAUUAGCGGCGCAGCUUCAACAACGACCUCUCAAGCCGACAACCCACAAGUCAUCUCACUCGCGCUCAUUCACCUGUACUAUAUGUCAGAAAUCUUUCACUCGCGAACGUGACCUACAACGACAUCAAGCACUGCAUCUAGAUACGCUGUUCACAUGCAAGCAAUGUGGUAAAGGUUUCAAUCGACGCGAAAAACUCGCCCGUCAUGAAUUGGAAUUCCAUGCGCCGCAAUAUCCUUGUGAUAUCUGCCGUACACAAUUCUCCAAACACGAUGAGUAUGAAAGACACAUGAAAAUGCAUGAAUUACAACAGAAUGCGGCAAUAGCUACACAGGCUGCUAUCAGUGCUGCGGCGGGACUAACAAAUGCGCCUACAACUAAUAUUUUGAGUUUAGCAGGCGGGCCAAAUACUGCCGGUGCUCUCAAUUUAGUCACAACACCAGCAGGUGCAGUUGGACCGCCACCAAUUCUACCUUCAAUGGCACCAAAGGAUUUAUCUAGCAAUCAGCAACGCCCGACUGCGUCCGAUAUGUCUUUCUAUAGUCAAUUGGUGCCUACCAUGAAUCUGGGAUUUUACAGUGAGACACGGCCUGAAGACCGUAACGGUAUAUAGGAGGAGUCAUUAUCAACCACCUGCACCGAUAUAUAACGCAUUUAUUCAUGAAAUCAUAGAAGCUAAGUUAAGCUAUUUAAAUUUAAUUAUUAGUUAUAGAGAGAAUUAUUGAAG
Ceratitis capitata (Mediterranean fruit fly) is the source of this 2229-nucleotide messenger RNA. RefSeq names its product zinc finger protein 574 (gene prg). Gene Ontology annotation, molecular function: DNA-binding transcription factor activity; RNA polymerase II cis-regulatory region sequence-specific DNA binding; zinc ion binding. NCBI's taxonomy places the organism in Eukaryota, Metazoa, Arthropoda, Insecta, Diptera, Tephritidae. The record is from RefSeq and is a predicted model, not a curated record. Gene Ontology annotation, cellular component: nucleus. The transcript has 3 exons. The coding region runs from base 112 to 2115 and encodes 667 amino acids. Gene Ontology annotation, biological process: regulation of transcription by RNA polymerase II.